Messenger RNA from Protopolystoma xenopodis, 810 nucleotides. Lineage: Eukaryota; Metazoa; Platyhelminthes; Monogenea; Polystomatidea; Polystomatidae. The record is from the annotation of a GenBank genome assembly.
CAGGCACCAGCGAGAAUACGCUCUGACCCACCUGCCAUUGGCUCAAACUGGACCAAUCAGCUUCGCCCUCCGACCCUUCCAACUGCCAACAGCUGCAGCAACCAUCUAUCGACCAGGUUAGAUCCACAUCGGCGACUUGGCACCAUCCCAUUGAUCCCUUGUGCAACUCGAUAUGCCACAAACGUGUGGUUUCAUCCAACAGCAGCAGUUGCUGAGGCUCGAUGCUGUAACUACCCCGCCAACAGGGAAGACGUAUUGAUUAAAUCUGGCGACUCUUGGCGUUGGCAUCUCUUAGGCGCGGAGACUAUCGAUCCACUCCUGCUAUCCCGCCCAUAUGUCUGGUCUGCCGGGCGGCAUCCAAUCUUCUUGCAGAUUAUCGGCCAAACAGGUGCUGUGUUUCACCUUCCUUGUGUCCGUGCCGCGUUGACGCGUUCUCUGCUGUUUGUCUUUGUCAUUUCUCCGGCGCAUACAUUCUGUAGCUGUAUUGGUCGGUGUCGCGCUUUCGAUCCUCCACUUCUUCGUCGUUUUCGUUGGAUUUUGCCCAUCCCGCCUCCGGCUCCUCAUCGCCUCUGGGCGCUUGCAAACCACGGCUACUCGGACGAGCUACUACCAAUGCCGACCGCGAAGACAACUUCUAAUGUGGCCGCACAGGCACUUAUGAUCGGUCGAUCCGCCGGCCGCAGCGCCCACUCAGCCCGUCACUAUCGCAGCCCUGCCAUUGAGUCAGAGCCGCCAACCGCUGACCUUGUGACUGUUUCACGGGCAGAGCAGGCUUGGUGGCAUGACAGGCAGGGCCUUGCUCUCAUGUAG